Serpula lacrymans var. lacrymans S7.9 is the source of this 210-nucleotide messenger RNA. RefSeq lists its product as uncharacterized. Bases 1 to 210 code for a protein of 69 amino acids. The record is from RefSeq and is a predicted model, not a curated record. The transcript has 2 exons. Lineage: Eukaryota; Fungi; Basidiomycota; Agaricomycetes; Boletales; Serpulaceae.
AUGUCUGUCAACAAUGAUAAUGCUGCAGAGCCUGGAAGCAAUACUAGUAAGCUCCCCGGUACACCACAUGGACCUGGAAAACAAAAAUCACUGGAGACAGAAGAGUAUGGGACUUACAUGGAUGAAUUUGAAGUUUCAAGUACAGCAUUUCCUCCUCAACAAGGUCAUAAACGAGCCCACAAUCUUGCCCCAAGUGACAUAGCCUGGUGA